Molecule: messenger RNA, 1894 nt
Organism: Folsomia candida
Lineage: Eukaryota; Metazoa; Arthropoda; Collembola; Entomobryomorpha; Isotomidae
Product: acidic mammalian chitinase
Exons: 10
Coding region: 35-1678 (547 amino acids)
Biological process (GO): carbohydrate metabolic process; chitin catabolic process
Cellular component (GO): extracellular region
Molecular function (GO): chitinase activity; chitin binding
Source: RefSeq, a predicted model, not a curated record
GCAUCAGCAAGGAUUCUUCUUCUAGUCGGACAGGAUGCAGACAUCGUUACUUUGUGUCGUCGUCGCCGUCGUCAUCGCCAUGAUGGCGGUGUCGCCCCCUCUCGUCGCGGGGGCGGAGAAGAGGAUGGUGUGUUACUACGGCGCUUGGGCAGUGUAUCGUCCCGGACGGGGAAAAUUCGUCGUGGAGGAUAUCAACCCCAAUCUCUGCACUCAUUUGGUUUAUGGAUUCGCGAAGCUGGAAGAAAAUGAAAUUAGGAGUUACGACCCGUGGGAGGAUCUCAAGGAUAAUUGGGGGAAGGGUGGAUAUCUUCGCGCGACGGGGUUGAAACAGCGCAAUUCCAAGCUGAAAGUUCUUAUCGCAAUUGGAGGAUGGAAUGAAGGCUCCCCAAAAUAUUCGGAUAUGGCGUCAAGUUCAUCCACGAGGAAAACAUUUAUCAAUAGUGUGAUCCCAUUUUUGAAAAAGUACGAUUUCGACGGGCUAGAUUUGGACUGGGAAUACCCAACGACCCGCGGAGGAAAACCGGAAGACAAAGAAAAUUUCGCCACUUUGGUCACUGAGUUACGACAAGCCCUCGGAUCCCGAUACCUCCUUACAGCCGCUGUAUCACCAAACAUUGAGACGGUCGCGGAUGCUUAUGACGUCCCUGUGCUGGCGAGAGACCUCGACUUCGUUUCGGUCAUGUGCUACGACUACCACGGCGCGUGGGAGGGUCAUCCUUACACGGGACAUAACACGCCCCUCUACCGUGGUCCGGCGGAUGAAAAGUAUAUCCCGCAUUUUAAUGUGAAUGACACGUUGACCUACUGGCUCGAGGAGGGCUUACCGAAGGAAAAGAUCAACAUGGGGAUGGCCCUGUACGGGCGUGGGUUCACUUUGGACGAUCCAACCCUACGUGGCUUGUACGCUCCGGCCAAGGAAGGAUUGAAAAUGGGACCGUAUACGAGACAGGAUGGAACCUGGGGGUAUAAUGAGAUCUGCGAAGUUUUCAAAAGUGAAGGAUCUGACUGGCGAAUUGUUAUCGAUCCCUACAUUCAAGCCCCAUAUGCGUACAAGGAGAACAUGUGGGUGGGCUAUGACGACAUGGAAAGUUUGUAUGUCAAGGCUAAAUUCGCCCGUAAUCUCGGCCUAGGCGGCGCCAUGGUCUGGUCAAUUGAAACUGACGAUUUCCGAGGUUUCUGUCACAACCAGAAGUAUCCUUUGAUCAAUACGAUCGUCAAAACUAUGGCGGGCGGAGGGAAACCUUCACUCCCAGAGAGGCCACAGAUCGUCGCGGGUGACGACAAUACCGGAGGAAGUGACAUCUUCACAACAACUGAACCUGACGACUACUUCGACCCCACUACCACCCGUCUUCCCCCGAAGCGAACCCGCCCCCCACGUCGCACCACGACCCUCUCUCCCGACGAGGAGGAAAUCAUCGACGCCGAAGACGAACCCACAACCACACGUCGCCCUCCCCCAAGAGGACGCGUCCCCCACGAAAAACCACCCCCGCCUCAAUUCCCGACGAAGAAGACAACCUCAUCGACGUCGACGAGCCCACCACCACCGUUCGCCCGGCACGACCCCGUCCUCCCAAGCGAACCACCACCUCGACCCCCAUCGAAUCCAAUAACGGCGAAUGCACCGGGGACGACCCCAUCCAACCGAACGGAUCUGACUGCUCGACCUUCCUAAUUUGCCAAUCCCUUGGGAACGGUGAGUACAAGAAGCACGUGCAAAGCUGUGCACACGGGUUAGUCUUUGAUCCAGAAAUCAAAGCGUGCAAUUUCCCCAGUGCGGUACCAUCCUGCACGGAUAACAAGAAGAAGACCGGGCUCGUCGCCACGUUUUACAGAGACGUGUCCCUAUCCAGACAAUAAAAAUUGUGAUUUAUUUUCCACUGCGUAUCUA